Molecule: messenger RNA, 4657 nt
Organism: Cavia porcellus (domestic guinea pig)
Lineage: Eukaryota; Metazoa; Chordata; Mammalia; Rodentia; Caviidae
Gene: Xrcc4
Product: X-ray repair cross complementing 4
Exons: 9
Coding region: 514-1512 (332 amino acids)
Biological process (GO): double-strand break repair via nonhomologous end joining; immunoglobulin V(D)J recombination; positive regulation of ligase activity
Cellular component (GO): nucleus; DNA-dependent protein kinase-DNA ligase 4 complex; DNA ligase IV complex
Molecular function (GO): DNA binding
Source: RefSeq, a predicted model, not a curated record
AAGUUGACAGUCUUUUCAGGCUUUAGUCGCAAAGUGUACAUUAUGCUGUGACCAUAAGAAAGGCCAUGAUGGGUUGAUCUUCCUGAUGGGUACGGAUGGAAAGAGGCUGCCUGUACCCUGUGAAGCCUGCUCUCCAGCUGCCCCUGCACACGGUGCCACCUCUAUGGAAGAUGAUGCCAGUCCCUGCCACUCCUCACUGGACAGCCUCUUAAGCCCUGAGCCUGAUAACAAAUGACUUCUAAUUUGGACUGACUUUACUGCUUGCUUCUACAGCAGUGGAGAGGUGUAGCACAUUGGCUUUACCCACCACAGCGGCUAUGGUGAACAUCCCUGUAACAAAAGACAGAUCAACAAGAAAAGAAUAGCAGAUCUGUUUCACCAGAAUUUGACAGGGAUGUAGAUGUGUGAUUGGACAGAAAGGUUUGGUCUCAGAUGGGAACGCUCCUCUGCAGGGCUUUUGUGGACCUCUGUUCGUCAGUCUCUGCUUGUCACUUUCCCUCUGGGUAACCAGCAAUGGAGAGGAAGAUAAGCAGAAUCUGUCUUGUUUCCAAACCCAAUGUAACUCAUUUUUUGCAAGUGUCUUGGGAGAAAUCUCUAGAAUCUGGUUUUGUUAUUACACUUACGGAUGGUCAGUCGGCAUGGAUUGGAACAGUUUCUGAGUCCGAGAUUGGCCAAGAAGCAGACGACAUGGCAAUGGAGAAAGAAAAAUACGUGGGCGAGCUGAGGAAAGCCCUGGUGUCUGGCGCUGGAACUGGGGAUGCAUACAAGUUUGAUUUUUCUGAAGGGGACUGUUGUUUCUCCUGUGAGAAAAACCUGAAAGAUGUUUCAUUUAGGCUUGGAUCCUUCAACCUGGAGAAAGUUGCGAACCCCGCUGAGGUCAUUAGAGAACUUCUUUGUUACUGCCUGGACAACAUCGCAGAAAACCAAGCCAAAAACGAGCAUCUGCAGAAAGAAAAUGAAAGGCUCCUGAGAGACUGGAACGACGUUCAGGGACGAUUUGAAAAAUGUGUGAGUGCCAAGGAAGACUUGGAGACUGAUCUUUAUAAGCGGUUUAUUCUGGUGCUGAAUGAGAAGAAAUCAAAGAUCAGAAGCCUUCACAAAUUGCUAAAUGAAGUUCAAGAACUGGAAAAGAAUAUUGAACGUGAAAGAGAAGCUACAGCCAGCUCGGAAACCCCAGCUGCCCGCGACCCCCUCUAUGAUGCGAGUACGGAUGAGGGAAGUGGAAGUGAGUCUGAGCCCCCGGCGUCAGCUCCAGAUCAAGGUUGUAUUGAUAAGACAGUUGUGGUCUCUACAGCUCAAGCCUCAGAUUACAAAGCCUCUUUAAACAAAGAAGACUCACUUAUCUCAAGCCCUGAUGUCACAGACGUUGCGCCAAGUAGAAAGAGGAGGCAGCGGAUGCCGAAGGAUGUUGGAUCAGAAGCCAAAGUGGCUCCUCGUGGGACGCCGCUUCCGGAAAAGAAAAAUGCCCAAACACGUGAAGAAAGCAAGCGUGUCAGUUAUGUGAAAAGGUGAACAGAACACCUUUCUGAAGAACAGACCCCUGACCCGUGACCCCUCAGGUCCCGCGCUGUACAACACGAUGCUUCCCAGCAGCUUGGAGAUGUGCUUUGUUUACCUGCAACUCAUGCGGAGAUACUGAUUCAACAUGUGAACCAUCCGUGCAAAAAAAUAUUCACAACAGUUCCACCUUGAGCUCUCAUUUGGAGAGGUCAUAAAUGAAUUUUUACCCUCAUAGUCACUCACUAGAUGAGAUAGGAGUUAUGGGGCCACAAAACAUUUUCCUUUCUAUUGAAAGGAGGUGACAGCAUGUGGACUUCGUGGCUUAACCAUCACUGAAGAGGAGCAACAGUGCAUCUAUCCCAAAGACACUGGAUUGAGGACAGAAUCACCACUGAACUUGUCAGGAAGACACUAGAGCAAACCAGCACAAGGGGUUUAUGUCUGACUUUGCAAAGCAGCCAUUUUUAUGUUUUCUGCUACUUCUGGAUGGCUGAUAGCGCCAGAUGGCUUCCUUGUAAGUGGACCUGCUACUAAUAAGCUAGGACUGAUGUGUAAUUACGCUUUCAGUGCUUCAUCUGCGAAACACCCUGGGUUAUUUUACAUGGGAGCAUCUGGCUCACAUGUGUACAGUGGUUACCCCGCGGUGAUUGACAUGUGUAUUCUUCUAAUAAAGUCCCAGUGGCACAGAUGUGAGCACUGCCUUCUGCAAGCAGAACUUGCAUUUGAGAAAUGCUUGCCCCUACCCUUCCUGAAAUGAACAUUUCAGUCUUAUGCAUGCAGACACACAUGGGCACGCACACACACACGCACAUACAUGCAUUGCACUAUAACCAGGACAUAGCAUAAAUAUUCCAUGCUAUAUAUUCCAGUCGUUGAACAGAUAUAUGUAAGGAACUUUAUCUUUUCUAACAUUUAUUUAUACCACAGCAUCUGUUUUGGAUUGCCGGCUUGAAGAAGGCGGUGGCCAUGUCAGCUUCACAUUAGGCAGACAGCAUCCAGGAAGGCAUAGUUCUCUUUUGAGUCUUUACUAAGUUUUUGUCACUCAAGAUAGUGAUGCCAAUGACUUUAAGAAAAAAGGGCAGUUUACAAUCCAACCUCUGUGCUUUAAGAGCCAUCUGCUGUACAUGCUCAUGUUUUCUACUUCACUCACUGCAGUUAGCCAGGUAGCACAGAAAGCUAUAGGUUUUUGCUUUUGUUCUUGUUCUGUUUUAGCAUGUUCUUUCCAUGUUCUUUCCAUGAUCCUGGCCACAGACUGAACUGGAUGAGAAGGGAAUCAGACCAAAUCAGAUUCGGUGGUUAGGUUCCACAUUGACCAUAUGGGGAAAUUUGAUCCGGUUUUCGUGCAGUCCAGUUUGCAACCAGAAUUGUGGAGAGAAUUAAAUUCGUGAACUGAAGCAGCACUGUAAUUUACUUCUUGUUAGAAUAAUUAUCUAGUGAGGUGCCGUGUGCUAUUUUAAACAGGUAAAGUUCAGGGCAGAUUUCGCGAGGCACGUAGCGUUCUAGCUGAGCCUCUAGGGUGGACAGAAUGAGAGUGAACCUGGGGAGUACCGGGAACACAAUCCAGGCAGAGGGGAAAGGGAAGGUGUGGAUUAGAGGCCGACACAGGUAGGCCUGGCCUCACAGCCUUUCAGGCCCAUCUUUUUUCUUCCUGAGGGCCAGGACUUUGAACACAAGCUCUGCACAUAGAGCUCUAUCCCCCGUUCUUUUUUAUUUUUACUUUUUUAUUUUGAGACAGGGUCUCCCUAAGCCUGUAAGUUGCUCUGGCUGAGCUCUAACUUGCAAUCUUCCUGCCUCAGCUUCCCAGAGUGCUGGGAUCUUAGACAUUUUAUAAACUGUGAGAUUUUGGUAAGUCUGUGUAAUAUGUUACUUUUUUCCUCAUACAGAAAAUAGAGACUGUAUGAACUUCCUGAUAUUAGGACCAUGAUACAUGUAUAGAACUUAGCAAAGUGCUGGCAUAAGAACAUUUAAUAAAUGUUCACUUUAACAAUUUUAAAUAUAUUGCAACAGAAUUUUAAAUGUUGAGCUAAAAAACAAAAGAGACAGUAAUUUUAAAAACACAUAGAAAGCUCAGGCAAUAUACAAAUAUCUAAACUUCCAAUUGAAAAUUUUAUUUCUAUGGAAAAAGUUAAAACAUUGUCUUUUCCCCCCUUAAGUUAUUCUUGUCAGUUAUAUAUAUGGCAGCAUUGUGUCAAAGUCUAAUCAUGCUUGGAUUAAAUUAUUAAUAUAAUAUUGAUAAAAACUUUUCAAUGCAGAAGUUACCUUUGAAUUUUAAUCCGUUUAUUGUUCCUCUCGUAGUAGGUCAUAAACUCUGUAGGCUGUGAUUCUCAAUCACUUGGAAAACAAUUCUGUGCCUUAUUUCCAAAUUAAUAAUUAUCUUUUACUUCAUGUGUACGAGACUUUGGCCUUGGCCCACACUCAUAAGCAAGCAUAAGCAUAAGGAAAUGUAAGAGACUCAUCAUUUAUAAUUGGUGAGAUGGUCUAAUCUAAAUUUCCCAAGAAAAAUGAACAAAACUCACACUUCAUUUACAUUAUCUGAGGUUCACUUAUGAUGUGCAACACCGGAACUUUUUGUGACUGCUGAGGAGGAGCUGGGGGCAGUGGUAAUCAUCGAGAAAGCAGAAGCCUCACUGGUCACUUCCUAGGUUGCUCUGUGUACUUAUUUUACUAAAUGUCGCCCUGCUCCCCAACAUGUAACCCUUCUAUUCCAAGUUUAAAUGAACAAUCAUUGUGGGCGUUUCCAGAAGCUUACUUAUAUCUACAUGGGAGUUGAAUCUUCCCAUGGUGAGAGUCACUUCAGAUCAAAAUAAGGCUCACCGUAAAACAGUUUAAUCUCAAGAUUGUGAAAACACGCGUUUGCUACAAUCUUAAAAGGGAUAAUUCUCCCGCUAGCAUUUCUAGUGGUAAGAACUUUCAGGAACUGGGGUGUUACAAGCCACCUUUUCCAAUUAGAAUUAAAUAUGCCUGUUGCCUUAAAACCCUUACCUGGGAGGAGUCUAUUCGAGGACAUUUAUUGUUUAUAUUUUUUGCUUUAAAUCCAGCUGCAAUUGUAUUAUUAGGUCAACUCAAUGACACGGAGUACUCUAAGGUUAAUAAAAACCAGUGUGUAGGCCCAUAAUUAUUGACAAAGAAAGAGAUUUGCCAAUAAAGUAACAAAAAC